Anarrhichthys ocellatus (wolf-eel) is the source of this 2522-nucleotide messenger RNA. RefSeq names its product tartrate-resistant acid phosphatase type 5-like. Gene Ontology annotation, biological process: bone resorption. The transcript is spliced from 6 exons. The record is from RefSeq and is a predicted model, not a curated record. NCBI's taxonomy places the organism in Eukaryota, Metazoa, Chordata, Actinopteri, Perciformes, Anarhichadidae. The coding region runs from base 93 to 1067 and encodes 324 amino acids. Gene Ontology annotation, molecular function: acid phosphatase activity.
ACAGGAAGUCAUUUUUCAGCUGCAGAGAAGUUAGUUUCACUUUGAAACCGAGCUGAAACAAAGAAGAACUGGUGUGUCUGGGCUGAAGAGUCAUGGGCAGUCUGAGGUGGGUCCUGUUGGUGCUCUGCUUCCAAAACUACUGGAAUCUGCCCCAAACUCUGGAACAAGCUGCUCUGCGUUUCGUUGGGCUCGCUGACUGGGGAGGUGUUCCCUUCCCUCCAUACUACACUCCACAUGAGGAGGCUGUUGCUGCAGAGGUGGACAGGCUGGCCCAGACUGGAGGAAUGGACUUCAUCCUCAGCCUGGGAGAUCACUUCUACUUCAGUGGUGUCAAGAAUGUGGAAGACCCUCGCUUCAAGCACACAUUUGAAAGGGUCUUCUCCCAGCCCUCCCUGCUGGAUAUCCCAUGGUACCUGAUUGCUGGAAACCACGACCACAAGGGCAAUAUCUCAGCUCAGAUGGCCUACUCUGACAUGUCCCACCGCUGGAAUUACCCAGGUCUCUAUUAUGAUCUCCAGUUUACUGUCCCGCACACAAAUGUGUCAGUGAGCAUCCUGAUGAUUGACACAGUGGUGUUAUGUGGAAACACCGACGACCAAACCCAGCCUUCAGGACCAGAGAACCCCAGAGAUGCAGAUCAACACUGGACCUGGAUCAGGUCUAAACUGGCCAGCAGCAGGUCAGAAUAUGUUGUGGUGGCUGGUCAUUAUCCUGUGUGGUCCAUUGGCAAUCAUGGACCAACAUCCUGUCUAGUAAACAGACUGAGGCCCUUACUGAAGAAAUACAGAGUCACUGUGUACCUGUGUGGCCAUGAUCACAAUUUGCAGUUUAUCAGAGAGGAUGAUGGGAGCUCGUAUGUAGUUAGUGGGAGUGGAGCUGUCAGUGACCCUGCCACCACUCACAGGGAAAGUGUUCCUCUUCCCUGGCAGCUCUACUCCAGUCCUGUCAACCACACAGCAGGAGGCCUGGCUUACUUCCAGGUCACUGAGCAUCAGAUGACGAUCAGUUUCAUGCAGACUGAUGGGAAAUGUGUUUACCAGGCAGAGCUGCCAGCACGCACAGUCUGAUGCCUUUCACAAGUCUUUGCACAAGUCUCGUAUGUUUCACAUAUUGUCCUCUUAUAACCUUUUAUAUUUAAGAUAUGACUUCUGCUACUUAUAUUUAAUGUUUUCUAUUUGCUGUGGCUGUGCAUGUAUGUAUGAACAACGAUAUGAUCAAAGAUCUUUAAUGGAUGCUUGUGGUUAGACGACAUUUAACAUCUUGGAAAGCUUUGUUAUUUUCCUCACAGAACGGCAUCGAAAAAAGCAUUGAUUUAAGUUUUGAUUUAUUACCCAAAAUGAUUAAUUGCAUCAGCACUAGUGUUGAAAUAUUCUUUACAAUACCAAACCCAAAGAGUAUGGGCUAAAUAGUUGCACACAUUGUGAAUAUUUUGACCAUGUCACAUGAGCUGCAUCUAUACUGUAUUCACAUGACUCACUGUGUGAUAUAGAAAUGGUGUGGGGAAUGCUGGUUACACAGAUGAGAGUACAGGGCUUCAUUCAUGGAUUAAGAGACAACGGGCCCCUGAGCACAAACAUGUAAAAGGCCCCACCACCAUAGGGUACAUAGGGACAGGAUCCCCAGACUAAAAGAGAUGCAAAACGACAGGUGAACCAAAACUCAGGUGCUGUGUUGGUUCAUAAACCUGCUCCUGAACUUUAGUAUUUAGUUCACAUUGGAGAUGGAGGACCUUAUUCAAAACAUUCUGCCACAGCUGAUCCACGCUGAACAAAUAUUACACAAAAUACUACACACUAUAUAUCGAAAAAUAAUUUAGGAAACCUCAGAUGCAAGUUCUCUCUUAUUGAAGCAGAGCACAUUUUGUAUAAAGCAGGUGGAUAGACAUGUACUUACUGUUUCUCUUUACACAUUACUCUCACAGUACACUCUUUACAGUUACAUUGCACUUUAUUACUCUUUGCAGGUUAUUUAGAUAUUCAGAAAGCCUGUGUUGUAUUGUGGUGAAUUCCAUAAUGCUCUCAUGAAGCACCACUAAAUGCAUAUCUUAUUAUUUCAGCCGAUUCAAAAAAUAUUUCAAAGAUUCAAAGACUAAAUGGCACUAAAUAGUAUAGUAUGGUAUGGUAGUAUGGGUAUUGGAACUCAGAGAUGAUGUCACCCAUGUAGGUUUUUAUUAGGCUCUCGCCUCGUCUCUCUGCCAGUUUGGGAAUGUGAUUGGCCUGAAGCUACAUGACCAUAUGCCCAUCUAUGUGCCCCAUUGGCUGAUAUGUGUGUGGAUGUAUAAUUGGUGGUCUGUUAUAUUAUAUACAGAUGUUCUGAUCCAUACAUUUUCUAUUAAAAUGUUAUUUGGAAUGUGUUUUAUGAUGACCUGGAGGAAGACCACAAGCCGAAAACUUUGGUCCCACAAUAAUGUUGUCCUGUAUACCAGCGGUCCCCAACCACCGGGCCGCGGACCGGUACCGGUCCGUGGGUCAUUUGGUACCGGGCCGCACAGAAAGAACAAAUAACUUAUAUUAUUUCUUAUU